AUGGCAUCUGAAUCCUCUAGCAUCUCAGUCACUUCACAAAAUCAUGGUGAUUCAUCCAAAACAAAAAAUGUGGUGGAUAAGGAGAUUGAACAAGGUCAAUCUUCAAAAUCUGAUUCCAACAUGCCUAUUGAUUUUAUGAAGCUAUCGAAAGAGGAUUCGGUUGACGCGUCAACGGUGCAAGAACACAAUUUUUUUAGCCCUAUUCAAGUUCGUCGUUCGUGGUCUGAUUCUCCUAAGGCUGAUGAUGAAAAGAAAAAAGAGAAAACCACUGGAGAGAAGAACUCAGAGUCAAAGACGUCUUAUCCAUGCAACUUUUGCAUGAGAGAAUAUCCUACUUUACAAGCGUUAGGAGGGCACCAGAACGCCCAUAAAGCGGAACGUGCUUUACAAAAGCGGCGCGAACAAAGGUAUGGUGCUUUAGGGUUAGGACAAACUUACUUGAACCCUUGUUUUCGUUAUCCUAGUGCUCUUUAUUCACCCUAUGGAUCACUCGGGGUUAGAAUGAAUUCAAUGAUUCAAAAACCAUCUUUUUUUAGCCCUAGGGUUGCACCACAUAAUUUUGCAUAUGGUCAUGGUGGUAUGUAUUUGCAAGAGAGAUUAAACCCUUCCCUUGUUAAUUUGAGAAACAGUAUGGAAGGUAGUAGCAGGGUUGGAAUUCCAGGUCUUGGUGGUGCAACUUCUUCUAGAGUUGAAAAUGAUGCAAAUAACAAAAUUGCUGCUUUUCUAAAACUUGGAGAGUCUUCUAAAGAUGUUGCCACAAGUUCAAACUCAUUCAUAGAGAAGAAUUUUUUUGUGGCUCCUGCUCCUAUCAAAGAUGAAAUUCAUCAACCAAAGAUCAACACUGAAGAAGAACCUUCCGAUUCUGAAUCUUCUGGGCUUGAUUUGACCCUUAAGCUUUGA
Molecule: messenger RNA, 900 nt
Organism: Vicia villosa (hairy vetch)
Lineage: Eukaryota; Viridiplantae; Streptophyta; Magnoliopsida; Fabales; Fabaceae
Exons: 1
Coding region: 1-900 (299 amino acids)
Biological process (GO): negative regulation of abscisic acid-activated signaling pathway
Source: RefSeq, a predicted model, not a curated record